AAAACGAACAGCAAACCAGCAUGCUGCACUGCUGCAGUAAAAUCUUGUUUAUGUUUGAUAACAAAAACACGUGCGGCUAAAUUACUUCCUGUUUCCUGUCACUGCUAAACUGUUAACAAUUAAUAAUAAGUGUCUGCUAUCAAAGAGUAAUCAGCUUCUUAUCAUUUUCAAUUAUGGAAAGCAGGCUGGGAAAGUGUGAAAUUUGCACUCACACGGAGGCUAAAUACACCUGUCCAGGAUGUGAGGUUUCUACUUGUUCAGUUCCCUGCGUGAAAGAACACAAAAAUAUUUAUGGUUGUGAUGGAACGAGGAAUACAACAGCAUACGUGCCAGCGGUCAACGAAUCUGUCUUCAGAAGUGAUUAUGGAUUCCUGGAGGAAAUUGCAAACGUGGUUGAUGGAAGCCACCGCUUGGGCUCUAAAAUCGGUUUUGGAUACAUACCAGGCAACAUUUCAAUGAUGAUGAAGCACCUUCGGACAGCUGUCCACGACAGACACAUGAGGUUAUGGUUCAUGCCACCUGAAUUUACCAAGCGCAAGAUGAACCGGAGCUUCUACAACUUCAAGAGUAAGAGUAUCGAGUGGACUGUGCAGACAGUAUUUCAUUCAUUUGAAAAUGAUUCACAUAAGGUAUAUGAACACAAGGUUGUUGAGAAAAUUCCACUCAAGAACUGCAUUGAAGGAAUAUUGGCGAAAGAAGAAUCAACGUCCUGGGCUCAAUUUUUUGUCACGUCAUUGCCCAACUGCACUGUUUUGCUCCAAGCUGAAUAUAUCAAAUGUGCAAAAAAGAGAUUUUUCCUGAUGGAUCAAGAAAAAUCACUUCAAGACAACCUCAAUCAUCACACGUUGGUCGAGUUUCCAGCCUUUCAUGUGGUUCCUAAAGCCUUGGCCGCCAACUUUAAAACUAUCACUCUAGAUGAAGCGAUAGAAGAGAUCAAAACAAGAACAAAGCUGGAGAGGCAGAAAAAAGAAGUGAAAAUGCCAGUAGAUAACGAAAGCAGUGGCUCAGAAUCCGCUCCAGAAGUUGAAGCAGAACCUGUCAGGAAAAUAGCGCGACUUGAUAUUCCGGAAUACAAGGAUAUAUGCAAGAUCGAAUCAGACAGCGAUGAAGAUGUUGCGAUUAGUGGAAAUUUUUUCAACUUGUAAAUAAAAAAACACUGCAUUGGUUA
This is a messenger RNA of Cloeon dipterum, 1168 nucleotides long. Its product is annotated as box C/D snoRNA protein 1. Gene Ontology annotation, biological process: box C/D snoRNP assembly; maturation of LSU-rRNA from tricistronic rRNA transcript (SSU-rRNA, 5.8S rRNA, LSU-rRNA); snoRNA localization. Gene Ontology annotation, cellular component: pre-snoRNP complex; nucleus. The transcript has 7 exons. The record is from RefSeq and is a predicted model, not a curated record. The coding region runs from base 174 to 1145 and encodes 323 amino acids. NCBI's taxonomy places the organism in Eukaryota, Metazoa, Arthropoda, Insecta, Ephemeroptera, Baetidae.